AGACCAUGCUUUGUAUACCAUUUAAGUGGUCACUAUCAUCCACAUUUUUUCAGUAUCCACGGGAAAGUGGGCUUGGAACUGGUCCCCUGCAGAUAGAUACAGGGGUCCUACUGUAUAUGUAGCACGCUGUUCUUAGCCUGAGAGAACAUUGCAAAGAGAGGAAAACAUGGUAUUUUGGGCCCAGAUUUCACUUCGGAGAAAGUCGUAGGAAAGAAAACAGAAGAUUGAAAUCUAGCUGGCUGCGAAGCAGUAGAAACAUUGGGAGAAAGUAUUCCAGCCUGCAGGGCAUUCAAGGGGAGAACUAUACCAAAGAUUAUGAACAAGGACAUUAUAGAUUCAUACCCCCGAAUGCUAGCACUUCAGGCGAUUCUGCUAGACAGAGGCUGAAGGGCCCCACAAGGUUUACAGCCAACUCCAGGAUGGUUGCUGUGAAGCCGGAGAAGCACACGAAGGAUGGUGAUCCUGGUGAGCUGGUGAUCCUGGAACAGUUUCUAACCCUUCUGCCCCACCCCCACCCCCCGGAGAUGGAGAACUGCUCAGGGAGCUGCAUCCAGGCUGUAGCCUGGGCUGAAGAUUUUCUGAUGAAACAGGGAAGAGUCAGGGAGCAGGAAAGGCUGUUGCCAGGACCAACAGGUGGUUCCCUUGAGACUCGGAAGGCUCCUUCAGACAACGGGAAAUAUCGCCCAACUCAGGGAGGUCCUGAAGAAGCAGACAGAGGCGGCAUUUCAGUGGGCAGCAAAACGGAAUCUGAGCGAUAUUUGGAAUCCUCUCUUCUUUCUUCCAGGUUGGAAAUGGGCGUCACGUCACCAGCCGAGAGCUUGGUGAUAUUUGAAGAGGUGGCCGUGCGGUUCACAGAGGAAGAAUGGGCCCUCCUGGAUCGAGGCCAGAGAGUUUUAUAUCGGGAGGUCAUGCUUGGCAACUAUGAGAUGGCCAUUUCUCUGAGAACUCUUCUCCUUCCCAAACCUGGGCUCAUCUCUUGGUUAGAAGAAGAGGAAAUGAGAGACCAGUUCACCCAGGAAGCCGUGAGAUGGGCCGGUGUUGCUUCCUGGGAAGAGGGACAGGAGAGGGAGAAGGAGCACCACGGGGAUGAAGUAGAAGAAGGAACUCAGAAGCAGGACAGGGAAGAAAGUUUCGCCAAGGACCGUGGGCUGAGGACGCAGGAUGGAAAAGAAAGAAUGAAAUGGAUGGAUGAGUUCCUUUCUUCUCGGGACCCUGAAUGUCACAAAAUCCCGUUCCAGAAGGCGAAAGGAAAAGGGAGGAGGAGGAACGAGUGCUCGUUGUGCGGGCGAACCUUCAGUCACAAAUCAAGCCUGGUGACCCAUCAGAGAAUCCACACCGGGGAGAAGCCCUAUAAAUGCGCAGAAUGCGGGAAGAGCUUCAACCGAAGGACUCGUCUCACUUCGCACCAGCGGCUGCACACCGGGGAGAAGCUGUACCCCUGCUCGAGCUGCGGCCGGAGCUUUUGCGAGAGGUCGAACCUGAAGGCCCACCAGAGGAUUCACACAGGAGAGAAGCCCUUUAAGUGCCUGAACUGUGGGAAAAGCUUCAGCCGUAGCUCAAACCUGACCGUGCACCAGAAGAUUCACACCAGACAGAAGCCCCGUAGCCACUCAAAAAGGAGCAAAGGUUUUUCCAUUCCAUCCGACCAGAAUUCACAGGAGACCGUUUACGCCGGCGCAGAUUUUUGCACUUUGUCAACCAUGAGGAAAAACAUCUGUGAUGACUCAAGUCUUCCCGGACAUCAGGAAAUCUGUUCCAGAGAAGGCAUGUAUAAAUGUGGGGAAAGCUUCGAGGAAAGCUCACAUUUUUUAAUUCAUCAAAAAAAGCAAGAGACGCCGGAAGAGGCCUCAUAUAAUUUUUGCAAUGAUGGUUUUUGUGAUCCCUCAAAGCUUAUGGCACAGGCAGGUAUCCACUCAGGAGAAAAAAAUUAUAAAUGCUUAGUCUGUGAGAAAAGCUUCACUCGGAACGGGAGUCUCCUGAUCCAUGAAAGGUACCACAGAGGAGAGAAACCAUACAAAUGCACAGAUUGCAGUGAGAGCUUUUGUGAUAAAUCCAGUCUGAUCAGGCAUCAGAGGAUCCACACGGGAGAGAAACUGUACAAAUGCUUCGUCUGCGGGAAGAGCUUCAAUCAGAGAACAAACCUUUUCACCCACCAGCGGAUUCACACAGGAGAGAAACCGUACAAGUGUUGCGAAUGUGAGAAAAGUUUUAAUCAGAGCUCACAUCUUAUCAGACAUCAGAGACUUCACACUGGAGAGAAACCAUAUAAAUGCUCAGAAUGUGGGAAAAGCUUCACUCAGAGCCCAAAUCUCAUUAGGCACUGGAAAAUCCACGCCAGAUAGAACAUAUAGCAAUACA
Messenger RNA from Pogona vitticeps (central bearded dragon), 2358 nucleotides. NCBI's taxonomy places the organism in Eukaryota, Metazoa, Chordata, Lepidosauria, Squamata, Agamidae. The record is from RefSeq and is a predicted model, not a curated record.